Molecule: messenger RNA, 849 nt
Organism: Eurytemora carolleeae
Lineage: Eukaryota; Metazoa; Arthropoda; Copepoda; Calanoida; Temoridae
Product: hepatoma-derived growth factor-related protein 3
Exons: 9
Coding region: 13-849 (278 amino acids)
Source: RefSeq, a predicted model, not a curated record
UUUCAGAUAAAGAUGGUGAAACCAGCUGUAUAUACAGUGGGGUCAACUUGUCUAGCUAAAGUUAGAGGCUAUCCCCCCUGGCCAGCAAUCGUGAAAGAUAUACAACCAGGGUUUAAUGGCCCAAGGUAUGUCCUUUACUUCUGUGGUUCUAAAGAGAGCGCAACUCUAUCACUUCAAAACUUAUAUCAGGCAACUGAUGUGAAUUUGACCAAGUUUUGUACAGAGUCUGCUCAUAAACGAAAAUUCUUCUCAGAGGGAAUUCAAGAGAUGUUGGCAGUAAGGGAUGGAGAAGAUAUAAAAAAGAAGAAUUCACAGGAAACUUCUAAAACUAUGGUUGAUCUUGAAGUGCGACCAGGUUCCUCUAGUUCCCGGCGUGAUGUUGAGGUUGUAGAUGAAAAGGUUCUGGAGGGAGAUCAUACUGUCCUGGAGAUGGUGCAAACAGGGAAAAAAAGAAAGAGUACUGAAUUGUCCCAGCCCAACAAACAGCGAACUACUUCUAAAAGAAAACCAUCAACCUCAGGUAUUCCUAAACUGAACCCUGCUCCAAAAGAUCCCUACAUGAGGGUUGUUUCAUCAGUUACUCCGUCAAGGAGACUUGUACAGCGUAGAUCCAAGGAGCAGGCCCAGGCUUCACUCAUUGUGAAGCCAGUGAAACAAAAGCAGGCUCCAGUUAAACAAAAGCAGGCUCCAGUUAAACAAAAGAAGGCUGUAAAACGACUAAACGGAAAAGGUAAAAAGAUCAAAACUCCAGAUAAAGUUCUGCGGGUUGAUCUAGCCCGCCUAACAUCAGCUCAACAGCAAUCAACAGCAGGACCAGAAACCAUCAAGGCAAGUACUUACAUUAAAUAA